GGGGUUCAUUCUUGGUUACAAUUUCGGGAACAAUAUCCCGGAGCUCGACGUCUCGAACCGCAUCCUGUCCGUCACCCCCCUGGCCUCCCAGAACAUCCCCAUCCUUUUCUCCGUGGGCUUCGGCCAGGCCUUCCCGUCGCUCAACCAGGAUUUCCUCCUCUUCGCGCUGUCCCCCGUCGGCCUCCCUGACGCGCCCCUCGCCUUCGUGGGGUUCCUGUGCUCCUCGAUCGAGGGCGUCGUGGCCCACCUCGGCCUCCUCGCUCGCAUCUUCUGGAUCCAGAGCGGGAUCAUCCAGGGGCGCGCGCUCUCGGGAGACCUGCUCGCGCUGGCCGCGGAAGUUUUCCUCUAUGACCUCGCCCAACAGAUAGAGGGCAACAGCCUCGGCCUUGUGAGGGCCUGCGCCGACGAUAUCGGCGGUGUCAUGUCCAAGGCUUCGUCCAUGGCCAACCUGGUGCUCAAGGUUGCCAAGCGCAAGCUCGCCCCUCCCUCGGGCCCGUUCUCGGCGAGCCUGGCCGGGCAGGUGGCCGUUGUCAUCAGCAUCGUGGUUCUUGAGUGGAGCCCUUUCGAGGUGAACGGUGACUGGCGCGCGCUGUGCAUGCUUGGCUCGGGGCGCCCGUGCCCUUCCUUCUGGCAGGCCGUCGCGCUUGUCGAGAACCUUGAGGCUGCGGCUG
Messenger RNA from Prorocentrum cordatum, 671 nucleotides. NCBI's taxonomy places the organism in Eukaryota, Dinophyceae, Prorocentrales, Prorocentraceae. The record is from the annotation of a GenBank genome assembly.